AGCUUCAGAACAAUUUAUAAAGUGUUAUUUAUGCCUCUAGGAGCAAAACAUUUGAAAUGAAGAUUGACUUUAGACAUAUUAUAACUGGAGUAUAUGAUAAAGAUUUCAAAUUCACAACUGAUGUUGUGAUUGGAAGUGAAGCUCAGAAUAUAACAAGGGGUUUUGUUGGUUGUAUGAGAGAUAUUUACAUAAAUAAAGAAUGGCUCGAUCCAAGAGGUGUUGUAGGAACAGAAAAUGCCAAAGGAAAAGUUUCGCUUGAUAAUUGUCAACUGGUUAAUCCCUGUAAUAAUCCUCAAGCUUGUGAACAUGGUGGAAAAUGCAUAGUAGAAAAUGGAGAUACGAAGUGUAAUUGUACGGGAACAGGAUAUACUGGAAAGACUUGUCAUUUCUCAAUUUACAAGCGCACUUGUGAGGAACUUUAUCUUGUUGGAUACAGACAAACAGGAUCGUACAAAAUUGACAUAGAUAGAAAUGGACCUUUACCACCAGGACAUGUUACUUGUAUGAUGAAUGAAAGGAAUGAUUACAUUGUGACAAGAGUUCUAACCAAUAUGCAACCAGAAAUGGUAAGGUUAUUUUAUGAAAAGUUAAAUUAUAUCCAGUGUUACUGAAACUCUAAAUAUUACGUAAAGUAAUCCUAUAUUUCAUCAUUUGUAUCACAGUUGAAUUAAGAAAAAUUUGGACCCCAGGCAACAGUUGCAAUUUGGCCACUCGAAACAAGUGAAUAAUUUUAUUAUAUUUAUCACUGGAUCUUCUCAGCAAAGCUGCAAACAUUAUUGCAUUCACAACAUUCACUAUAUUCUUCAAAUUUUAUUUUUUUAUAAUUGAAAAAUAGAUUUGUGUGUCCCAUCGGAUCCAAGCCCUAGGCAAUUACCUAAU
Messenger RNA from Centruroides sculpturatus (bark scorpion), 879 nucleotides. Its product is annotated as contactin-associated protein-like 4. The transcript is spliced from 3 exons. The record is from RefSeq and is a predicted model, not a curated record. Bases 57 to 611 code for a protein of 184 amino acids. NCBI's taxonomy places the organism in Eukaryota, Metazoa, Arthropoda, Arachnida, Scorpiones, Buthidae.